CCAAUCAGCUUCGAGGAGGCGCUAUUUGAAAGCAGCUGGGUUGUUUACCUGCUCGGUGUCUCGUGUCUGUGGUCGGUUGUUGUCGGUUGUCGUCGGUGAAUGUGAGUGAAGCAGAGUGAGUCCCCGGGUCUGUGGUUCAACGUCAGUAAACAUGUCGUCAGUGGAGCUCCGCGCUGCGCUGUCCGCCGCAGACAACCCGCUGAAGAUGGGUAAACCCGCGGCGGCGGGGCCCCGGAGGAGAGGGGCCCUCGGAGAGAUCACCAACUUCCCCGGAGAAAACGUCGCCACGAAGAGGGUCGGAGCAGCCAGAGCAUCAUCCAAACCCUCUUGUGGCCUGAAAGCCAAACCCGCGGUCCGGACGGUUCCUCCAGCGGUUCAGGUCCCAGCAGCUGCACAUCCUGUCCCCUCAGUUCCAGAGGAGCCGGCCGACGUGUCCAUGAAGGAGGAGCAGGAACUCUGCCGAGCUUUCUCCGAGCAGCUGCUCAGCGUGCAGGACGUGGACGAGCAGGACGCGGACCAGCCGCAGCUCUGCUCAGAGUACGUCAAAGAUAUCUAUAAAUAUCUGCACGUCCUGGAGGUGGAGCAGGCUGUCCGAGCGAACUACAUGCAGGGUUAUGAAAUCACUGAACGCAUGCGAGCUCUUCUCAUCGACUGGCUGGUCCAGGUUCACUCCAGGUUCCAGCUGCUGCAGGAGACUCUGUAUCUCACUGUCGCCAUCCUGGAUCGUUUCCUGCAGGUCCAGCCGGUCUCUCGUAGGAAGCUGCAGCUUGUUGGCGUGACCUCCAUGCUGGUGGCCUGUAAAUACGAGGAGAUGUACGCUCCGGAGGUCGGCGACUUUGCGUACAUCACAGAUAACGCUUUUACAAAGUCUCAGAUUCUGGAGAUGGAGCAGCUGGUUCUGAGGCGCCUCAACUUUGAGCUGGGACGUCCUCUCCCGCUGCACUUCCUCAGACGGGCGUCAAAGGUGGCGAAGGCCGAUGUGGAGGGACACACUCUGGCCAAGUAUCUGAUGGAGCUCACCCUCCUUGACUACGACAUGGUCCACUAUCGUCCCUCUGAGGUCGCUGCUGCGUCCCUGUGUCUGUCUCAGCUGCUGCUCGAGGGGCUGUCGUGGUCUCCAUCACAGCAGCACUACUCCACUUACGACGAGGCCCACCUCAAGCCCGUCAUGCAGCACAUCGCCAAAAACGUAGUGACUGUAAACGAAGGCAAAACUAAAUUCCAGGCCGUGAAGACCAAGUACUCGAGCAGCAAACUGAUGAAGAUCAGCCUCAUCCCUCAGCUGAAGUCAUCGACCGUCAAGAACAUGGCGGCUUCUCUGCUCAGCCCCUGACGACAGCGUGCACUUUAUUUUAGUUUGAUUGUUCUAGAUUUUAAUAAAAUGUUUUUACUAUUUUUCAUCAACAUCGUUUGUUCAGAGUUUUUGCUGCAAAGUUGGUUUUGUUGAAGAAUUAGUUUCUUCCUUCCAUCAGUGUGUGAAGUGGAUUCUGUCGAGGUUCUGAGAUUCACACUGAUCUGCUUCAGUGUGGGAGCCGAGGAUCUGAUGUGACUCAGCUUCAUCUGCUUGGUACGGUUGUUUUUCUCCGCUGGAUCUUUUGUGGCCUCAGCUUUCAAUCAGCAGCAGCGUCUUUGGAGGACGACUGUCUGUAUUUACCCAGAAUGACUUUGGACUCAACAGAAAUCUGGAGCGUUGCACCGGCUGCUAAUGUUUCUACCUCCAGUGAAAACUGACAUUUACAGACUGGACUUCUCUCACACCUGAAGCCUGACCUGUGUGACGAACAUGUGAACUGAUCUGUUUUCAAUCCGUGCAAUAUCAGUCUCUUGUUUGAAUAAAUCUGUUUAAUUUAA
Paralichthys olivaceus (Japanese flounder) is the source of this 1851-nucleotide messenger RNA. RefSeq names its product cyclin B2 (gene ccnb2). The record is from RefSeq and is a predicted model, not a curated record. Gene Ontology annotation, molecular function: cyclin-dependent protein serine/threonine kinase regulator activity. Gene Ontology annotation, cellular component: nucleus; cytoplasm; cyclin-dependent protein kinase holoenzyme complex. NCBI's taxonomy places the organism in Eukaryota, Metazoa, Chordata, Actinopteri, Pleuronectiformes, Paralichthyidae. Gene Ontology annotation, biological process: mitotic cell cycle phase transition; regulation of cyclin-dependent protein serine/threonine kinase activity.